Chara braunii is the source of this 4274-nucleotide messenger RNA. The record is from the annotation of a GenBank genome assembly. NCBI's taxonomy places the organism in Eukaryota, Viridiplantae, Streptophyta, Charophyceae, Charales, Characeae.
UAAAUGUGGUGGGGUCAUGCCCACGAUCAGGAAUGAGGGGGAGACCCCUCACUCCGCAGGCACGGCUAGCGCAGGCAGCGCGAACGAGAAAUCAAGCCAGAGUCAGCGCCAGCCAAGAACCUCCGAGGAGGGAGGCGGAGCCAGAAAAGAGAAAGGAGGCCGUGGAAGUAGAAGAUGAUGAUGAUGAUGAUGAAGAGGAAGAGGACGAGAGGCUGCGUAGGGAGGAGGAUCAGAAAGCGGAGCAGCGGGCGAGGAAAAAGGGAACCAGGGGAGAGGUCGAGCCGGUCGUGCGCGACGGACCGCCUAAAAGGAAGAAAUAUGCGGUUCGGUUGGAAGAGGGAUUUGACGUAGAGAAAGUGAUCGACCGGCUGCUAGAAGGGCAUAACGAUCUCGUGACCCUGAAGGAAAUCCUAGCGUCAGCCCCACGACUCCGCGAGGAAUUGAAAGGGAGGUUGUCGCGACGCUUGGUGCCCAAUGUCCAUCUCGGUACGAUCCUGCGCAAGGGGGCAGAGUGGUCGGAGUCAGGCACGAAGAUGGACUGGAAGUGCGUAGCCUGCGGUACGGUGGAUUUGAUGGUGAAGGGGUCCAAGUGCGCAGCAAUGGUGGACACCGGGGCAGAGAUUAACAUUAUUCGGGAGGCAGACGCGAUCAGAUUUGGGCUGGAUAUAGACCGUUUUGACUGCGGUAUUCUGCAUGGAGCCAUCUGUAAGGCCGUGUUUUGCGGGACAGCCUCGAAUGUGCUCGUCGAGGUUGGAAAGGUGAAGGCCAGGGCAUGCUUUUUCAUAAUGCCAGACGUAGACCAUGGAAUCCUCCUGGGGAGGGGACGGCUCAAGCAGGGUUCCCAAAGGCGGUACAAGACGGUAGACAAGAAGUGCCGCCCGGUUCCCGUCCUCGUUACAGAGGACGAGGAGGCAUAUUACGAAAAGGAACGAGGGUUGAUUCGAAGAAUGAGGGAAAGUGUUUUAGCAGGGUCAUGUCGUAUCAAUGAAGGGAACGAGAAGGAGUUGAUCAUAGGGGAGUCUGAUUUCCUGCUCCCUCAGGAGCGAACGUUGAUGGUGGAGCUAAUGAAGAGGAAGCAUCGCGCCUACGCGUUUAGUGACGAGGAGCGUGGCAGGAUGGAUGUAGACAAGAUACCUAUGAUCCGCAUACAUACCGUGCCACACGAGCCUUGGAACAUGAGAGGGACGCGAUAUCCCAAUCCUGACGAGGAAAAGAAGGUGGUGGAUUAUCUCGACGGCAAGAUACGUACUCACGUCGCCGACUAUUCAAGUGGACCGUAUGCGUCCCCGUGGUUCUGCUUCAUAAAGCCUAACGGGACGCUGCGGUGGGUACAAGAUUUGCAAAGAUUGAAUGCAGUGACCGUCCGAGAUGCUGGAGGGCUGCCAAAUGCAGACGCGCUGUCGGAAUCCUGUGCUGGAAGGCCUAUGAUUUCGCUUAUAGACCUUUACUCAGGAUACGAUCAGUUCCCAGUCUACCCGCCGGAUAGGCCGGUGACGGCUAUGCAUACGCCGCGAGGAUUAAUCCACAUGAACGUGGCCCCUCAAGGGUGGACCAAUGCGGUAGCAAUGGUCCAACAGACCAUGAUUCGGGCUAUGCAUGAGAAAGGCCGAAGGCCGGAUGUGAAGAAGACGGACAAGAUUGUUGAGUGGCCGGUUCCGUUCCACUCAAUAACUGAUGUCAGGAGCUUCCGUGGUACGUGUGGAUUUUGGAGGGCCUUCGUCAAGAACUUUGCCGCUAAAACUGAACACCUGAGGAAGUUAGUCCGUCAGGAUGAGGAAUGGGUAUGGGGUGAAGAGCAAGAAGAGGUGGUGGCAAAAAUGAAGGAGGAAUUUCGAGAAGGAGGGUUGGUGUUAGGAGCGCCAGAUUAUGACGCCACAGAGACGCGAUCCUUCAUUGUCGAAACGGAUGCGGGACCGACUGCCUUAGGGGGAGUUCUAAUUCAGGCAGACAUGGAAGGAAAGGAAAGACCCUUGCGAUUUGAGAGUCGGACUCUCUGUACAACGGAAAAGAACUACUCUCAGAUCAAGAGGGAGACCCUUGCUGUCCUCCACUGCUAUCCUAUUUGGCAAGCGCCGAACGGGUAUGAAAGGAGGAAUGAGCUAGUCCUUAAGCCCUUUGAGGAAGAGGAUCCCUGGGGUGGUAAGGAUGUUCAGUGGAUGAUGGAAUUAGCGCUGGCCAGCUCGCAUAGCCUGGUGGAGGAUAUGAGCACGAUUGAGGAAGGACCUGGCCAGGUAGAACGGCAUGAGGUGCUGAUGGGAGGAAUGUAUCUCCUCGUCAAUACGUUAUUGCAGGAAAGCCUAGACCAGUCAGGCUCGUUGAACCCAGCAGGGAAUGUGAACGAAGUGCUCGAGAGCCAGGACGACGAGUUCGAGGAAGGGGAGAUUAAGGAGGCAUUUCAUGCAGAGGAGUACGACGGGAUCUACCUAGAGCUGGGGCUUCUUCUGUCCUGUGAAAUGCGGCUUAGGAAUGCAAGCGAUAGAGCUCAGAGGAUGCUGCGGCGCUAUUUAGUGCGAGACGGCCACCUUUUUGUGCGAAGAGAAGCGGGAAAUCCUAGGAGAGUCGUCUGCGGUAGAAAUCGUCAAAUCGACGUCAUAGUUGCGCUUCAUGAUGGCAUUGCAGGAGGGCACCGAGGGAUACAAGCUACGUAUGCCAAGAUAAGUGAGCUCUACUACUGGGAUGGAAUGAUGGAUAUGGUUGGAGAGGACACGCCCCCACAGACGCCAGCAGUGGGUUUGAGACUCGGAGAUGCACCAGGGAGCACCCAGCAGGCAAAGGAGAGGCUGCAGAGAGAGGAGGCCCCUUUACCGUCGUCAGAAAAGACUCCUUCGCCAGAAGGGAGGGCAGCUGUAAGGAGGGAAGCUUUGACAUUGAUUGAUAGGCACCUAGCAGCUUAUGCCCUGGAGCAUCCAGACCUGGAGGAGCCAGCACCUGCAGAGUCACGCCAGGAGUCAUGCCAGCCCGAGAAGGAGAUGGAAGCAGAGAUACCAAGGAGGGUCGACCUCCACACGAAGGAGAGGGCGCCGGCUGGAGAGACGGCUGAAGAAAAGAGGGCGAGAAGAACAAGACGAAUAGAUGAGAUAUGGCAGGAGAGGCAGAGAUUGGAGGCAGCGGGGGAGCUCCCGGAGCAGCAACAGGAGGGGCAGCGAUCAGAGGCAGCAGGAGCACUCCCGGGUCAGCCACUCAGCGCACCAGCUAGGGCCCCGGAGAUUCUUGAGAUAUGGAGAGACUUCUGGGAGCAGAGAGGAGAGGAACUUCCAUCGCCAGUCAGAGCCGGGUUUGGGGUAGCCAGGAAGGCGGAAGAGAGGUUAGAUCGUAAAAUCAAGUUCCUGACCAAGACCACUUUUGACCGACACUUGUUAUUGGAGGGCGAUCUGGCGGGGAAGAAAAUGAAGGAAGCCAGCCAUGGAGUACGCUUGGAGGCAAUGAAAAUGGAAAUUCAGGAACUCAGGGCCUUGGUGGCCAGCCAGACAGCUAUCAUCGAGAGCCUGAGGCAGCAAACCCAGGAAAGGGUGGACAGGCCAGAGAGCAGCAGGCAGGGAGAGCAGAGGCAGCCGGGACAAGGAUUGCCAGGACAGCCAUCUGCAGCAGAGCCUCGCCAGGAGCCACCUAUGGGGAGAGCUAUCCUGGAACCAGAGGAGGCGAGAGCCCGGAGACAGGCGGAGAGAGAGGCAUUCGAGUUUAGAGCCCCUACUGAGCUCGCGACGCUGCCAGUGGCGGCGGCAGACCCAGUCGUACCCUUGACAGUAGAGGAGGGGCUGCCACCAUCUAGCAGUGAGCCGUAUCAGGGUUCAACGGAGGAAUCCAUGGGCGUGCUCCUUGAGGCAGUGCAUACUAUGCAGGAGGAGGUGAGUUUGUUUUUACCUGAGCAGAGGAUAGAGGAGCCUCUUGAGAAAGAGAUGGGGAUUAAGGCAGAGGAUGCUAUCGAGAGCAGACUCCAGAAAAUUGGCACACCUGAGUAUGGACCAGAGGAGAUUGAGGAGCAGCCCACGACAGCAGCCCACGACAGUGCCAGGAGAGACACUCGAGAGGAGGCCUCAGAGGUUGGACACGCCUGAGUACGUCCCAGCGACGGGGGACUUGAGGAGUAGACUGGGAUCUUGGGCUACUGGAUCUGGGUCUGGGGGACCGGUUCCUGGGACAGAGCGGCAGGAGGUUGUUAGUACCUUGGUAGGAUCUCCUCCGUCACCACCUCCUCAGCCCAGGAAGAGGAAGUUUAAGAGGAAGGUUGACCAACUAUGUUUCUACUGCAAGAGGAGCAUGCAUUAUGCUUUGGA